GGCGCGCAAGCGCUGGAAACCGGACGCAGAGUUUUGUUUAUAUGGCGUGAGGGGAUUUUAUUGUUGCCGGUGAAGUUCGUAGAAUUGUUUACGCUGUAGCUGCUUCCCCCAAAGGAGACGCGCAGGUGAGUCUGCAGCCAUGCCGACCGUGGUCAUGAUGGACGUCUCACUGUCCAUGACCCGGCCAGUGGUGGUCGAAAGCAGUGAGGAAUUUCAGAGGAAGAACCUGGCGAUCCACGGGCUGACCAUGCUCUUCGAACACAUGGCCACCAACUAUCGUUUGGAGUUCACUGCACUGUUGGCGUUCUCAUCUCUUUGGGAGCUUAUGGUGCCUUUCACCAGGGACUACAACACCCUGCAGGAGGCCCUGAACAAUUUGGAGGAUUAUGAUAAGACGUGUUUAGAAGCGGCCCUGCAAGGUGUCAGCAACGUUGUGCAGCAGGAGUGGGGCAGCGGUUGUCCCUGCCAGGUGGUGCUGGUCACCGAUGGCUCACUCGGGAUCGGACGUGGCUCUCUCCGCCACUCUCUGCAGACCAUCAAGCAGCGUGGGGAGGAUAAAAAGUUCCCUCUACCUUUCCUCUUCCCGUCAAAGCUGUACGUCAUGUGCAUCGCCAGUGCAGAGGAGCUGCAGUAUGGUGACGCUUUGGAAAACCUGGAGCAGUUGCUUAACUUGAACGGAGGAGAAGGUCAGAUCUUCACCAUGGAGGGGCCGCUGUGCUUGAAGAACGUGCAGUCCAUGUUUGGGAAACUGAUCGACCAGGCGUACUCGCCAUUCCACGCUGUGCUGCGCUGCGGGAACCUGUCAUCAGAUGUGCAGGUGUUCCCUCGGCCCGAGCCGAUCCAGUUGGACGAGGAAGUGGACCCCACACCCAGGACCAUUCUUACUGAACUGGAGAUUGUUGGCUUCAUCGAAAUUGGUGACAUUUCUAGUCCGCCGGUCUUAUCGAGGCACUUGGUUCUACCCAUCGCUGUGAACAAAGACGUAGACGAACUGGGAACAGGGGCCCCUGACGAGAUGGAGGAGGACAGCUCCAGCACUCAGAUGGCAGGAAAGAGCCCCAACUUCUGCGUUUUGCUGCAUGGGAGCCUGAAGGUGGAGGGCAUGGUGGCACUCGUACAGCUCGGCCCUGACUGGUUUGGGAUAUUAUACUCUCAGGCUGAUAGCAAGAAGAAAUCCAACCUGAUGAUGUCGCUUCUUGAGCCUGGCUCAGAGCCCCUUCCCUGGCUAGGAAAGAUCUCCCAACUGGGCCCUACAUCAGAUGCCGCUGAGAAUCCUUAUGGUGAAGAUGACAGCAAAAGCCCUUUCCCACUACAGCCCAAGAACAAGCGCAGUUAUGCUCAGAAUGUCACUGUGUGGAUUAAGCCCAGCGGUUUGCAGACUGACGUCCAGAAGAUCCUGCGGAAUGCCAGGAAGCUACCAGAAAAGACGCAGACCUUUUACAAGGAGCUGAACCGGCUGCGGAAGGCGGCCCUCGCCUUCGGGUUCUGGGAGCUGCUGAAGGGGGUGGCGGACCUGCUGGAGAGGGAGUGCACGCUGUUGCCGGACACGGCCCACCCCGACGCCGCCUUCCAGCUGUCGCAUGCCGCACAGCAGCUGAAACUCGCCAGCACAGGGGACUCCCAGUACGCAGCAUUCCAGCAUAACAUCACACCUAUGCUCACAGACUUCUCAGGAGGGGCCGGUGACCGCGACCGCCUGUGAGGGGGAAUGGGGCUCUGUCAUACUCCACAUGAGCGAGAUGCUGCAGAGAGCAGGACCAUGGGCAAUACCAUUCACCGCAGUCCCUGAGCCACGCUCCACCCCUGAAUGACUGGCUGAAUGGAAUCACCGUCAGGGCCUGAUGCUUUUUUUUAAACCGUUUUGUUCUGGUUUAAAAAGGAAAAAAUCUGCCGUUUAGUGGAGGGUUGAGCCUAUGACUGGGCAGCAGAUCUUGCCGGCCAGUCCCUGCCAUUCGCCGUCAUUCCAGCUUAAACACAAGGCAACAUUUCCUGCAUUUUUGUUCCGUUUUAAAUUGAAACCUGUCUAAAUUAUAGAAAUGAGUCAAAUUAAACAUCUGAAAAAAAAUCA
Paramormyrops kingsleyae is the source of this 2068-nucleotide messenger RNA. It is a transcript of the gene ints14, whose product is annotated as integrator complex subunit 14. The record is from RefSeq and is a predicted model, not a curated record. Lineage: Eukaryota; Metazoa; Chordata; Actinopteri; Osteoglossiformes; Mormyridae. Gene Ontology annotation, biological process: snRNA 3'-end processing. Gene Ontology annotation, cellular component: integrator complex.